GAGAAAAGGAACACACGACAGAAAAGUCAAUAUAGUUAGAGGUGAUAGAUCGCAGAACAGUUAGUGUUCCCCUGUCAUGAGUGGUCAUCCUACAGAUUACAAAGGCAACAUUGGUAAAGAAAAUAUUCAUAGCCUUGUGCUCUCGAUAUAAAGCAAAAGUCUAAGGGCUACGUGACUUAAUCUUUGUCAUUUUGAUCAAGAAUUGUCCUAUCUUCUCUCUCUUUCAUCUUUUUCCCCGGUGUAUAUAUUUCCUUAACUUACUAUACUUUCUUCUUUCGUUUGGUUUUUCCUGAAGGUUCUACUCUUCUUUCCAUGGUCUUGAGCUUUUACAGUAGUUGGUGAAAAAGUAAUGAUGCAAAUUUAAGAAUUUUGGGAGUGGCAUUCUCUUGGCGAUCUUGAGUAACAAGCCUUUUAGUUUCUUCCCCCUGUUUCUGAUUGUCAUUUCUAUUCUCAACAUGCUCCUGGAUACCAACAAGCACCCAUCAUUCUAUAAGCUUUUAUCGGAAGAGGGUUUUAUGGAUAAAAUAAAAAUUCCGCCCUCUUUAAUUUUACCAGAGAGCACAAGAAGAUGUUGGCGAAGAUUUGCAAAAUGAAAACAGAUGAAGGGAUGUCUUGGACAGUAAAGAUAGUAAAGGAGGGGUCUAAUUACUUCAUCUGUGAAGGAGACUGGCCACAGUUUGUCACGUAUAACAAACUGGAGCUUGGUGAUCUCUUAUAGCCUGUUUGGCCAAGCUUCUAAAAUCAACUUAUUUUAAAAAGUACUUUUUUUAAAAGUACUUUUCAAAAAAGCACUUUUAGCGAAAGUUUUUGAGGAACUCAGCUCAGAAGAAGAAGACAUCCAACCAUCAAGAUGCUAAGGAAGAAAGGAUUGACCCAGCCUGUGAUGGGGAAAGUCCAUGCUAUUUGCAAUCAGAAAACUUUAUCUGAUAUCAUCUGGGAAUCAGGUAGCUAUUUUAGUGUGGAUUUGAUGCAUAGGAAAGCAGAGGUGAAUGCUACAGUCAUUGGUGUAAUGAGGGACAUGAUUGAUCAGGAAGAAAGCGUUGAUCCAUCCAGUGGCUCCAGAUAUGGAGAAAACCCACGCUACGCAGAGUCAGGAGGAGAUAAAUCUGAUUCCAAAGUUGAUAACAUGCUCGGCGUGGAGAAGACAGCUCCAGGUCUAAAAGAUCGUGUCAAGAAUUCUGACAAACCUAAGAGGCCGGCAAUUGUCAAGAGAGGACGGAAGCAACCAAAGGACCCUAAGCCCAUAAGUGCUUACCUUGGUUUCUAUGAGGAGUUUAGGAAGCAGUACAUGAAGGAGCAUCCUAACAACAAAUAAGGUCUCGCUGUUGGCAUAGCUGCUGGAGAAAAGUGGAGACAGUUCUCAGAUGCUGAGAAAGCUCCUUGCAUAGACGAGGCUGGAAAAAGGAUGGUCGGGUGUGUAAAGAUCAUACAUGCUUAUAACAAGCGAAUGGCUGCUGAAUUUGCCUAGGAUCUGACAGGUCAUUGUCCGGGGUUGAUGAAGAAGUUCUUACUGGAUUUUGGAAAUAGGUGAGGAAGCUCGUGUAAUGCUUGCAACUUUUUGUUUCUACUUUUGGGGGUUAAAGAUGAACUCAGAGCAGCUACUUUUCCAGCUCAGUAGUUUUAUGUUCUUUUUAUUUGAAUGCUGCUUAAUGAUAAUUCAGCAAGGCAUUUGUCCUUCUAACUAGUUAUAUUUGGAUUACCAUCGAAUCAGUCUCCUAUUAAUUGUCUAAUUUGUUGGUUAUACUAUCGUUGCUCUCUGUCGGAGCU
Molecule: messenger RNA, 1767 nt
Organism: Lycium barbarum (goji berry)
Lineage: Eukaryota; Viridiplantae; Streptophyta; Magnoliopsida; Solanales; Solanaceae
Product: DEK domain-containing chromatin-associated protein 2-like
Exons: 6
Coding region: 851-1315 (154 amino acids)
Source: RefSeq, a predicted model, not a curated record